This is a messenger RNA of Dufourea novaeangliae, 2337 nucleotides long. RefSeq names its product calcium/calmodulin-dependent protein kinase type II alpha chain (gene CaMKII). Gene Ontology annotation, cellular component: cytoplasm; neuron projection. The transcript has 17 exons. Gene Ontology annotation, biological process: protein phosphorylation. The coding region runs from base 498 to 2180 and encodes 560 amino acids. Gene Ontology annotation, molecular function: calmodulin binding; calcium/calmodulin-dependent protein kinase activity; ATP binding. Lineage: Eukaryota; Metazoa; Arthropoda; Insecta; Hymenoptera; Halictidae. The record is from RefSeq and is a predicted model, not a curated record.
CGGUGAGCAGUGCGGACGCGUCGUGGAAAAGGGAAAAGACAGUUCUGUCGUCGUCUCGUGCGGUCGUGAUCGUGGUCGUGGUUCGUCGUAGUCGUCGCCCGCAAAUAUUUUGCUGGCAACGGCCGCGAAUUCGCCCCACCGGUUCGUUCGUUUUUUUGGUGGUUCUCCUCGCACGCAAACACACACGGUAACGGCGCGACGGUGGACAGAGGAAAAGCAAACCUAACCUCCCCUCUCGCCCGAGGAGAACACACACGGGGUCACCCUAUCUCUCUCUCCUACCUCCCUGCCGCGUCGCGACGAGCGAGCGAGACGAACGCCGUUACCCGCUCUCGCCUGUUCUAGCAGCGCCGCGGCGGUUCCCCUCUAUUGAUCGAAUUCGACCUGCGAAGUUUCCCCUAGCCGUGUGCGGUUGUGGCGGCCGGCAGUGGCUCUCUUCGCGCUUUAUUAACGUUCCUCCUCGGUUUAAGUGCGGUAAAUAAUCGCGAUACCUCGGCAUGGCUACUCCGACCGCUUGCACGCGGUUCAGUGACAACUACGACCUCAAGGAGGAGCUUGGCAAAGGUGCCUUUUCUGUGGUGCGACGAUGCGUUCAGAAGAGCACUGGUCACGAGUUCGCGGCGAAAAUCAUAAACACCAAAAAGCUCACGCCCAGAGACUUUCAGAAAUUGGAACGUGAAGCCCGGAUAUGCAGGAAAUUGCAGCACCCAAAUAUCGUGAGAUUACACGACAGCAUACAGGAGGAGAACUGCCACUACCUCGUUUUUGACCUAGUUACCGGCGGCGAACUGUUCGAGGAUAUCGUCGCGCGGGAAUUCUACAGCGAAGCGGACGCUUCGCACUGUAUCCAACAAAUUCUGGAAAGCGUACACCACUGCCACCAUAACGGAGUUGUGCACAGGGACCUGAAACCCGAAAAUUUGCUCCUCGCGAGUAAGGCGAAAGGGGCGGCUGUGAAACUAGCGGAUUUCGGAUUGGCGAUUGAGGUGCAGGGUGACGCACAAGCAUGGUUCGGUUUCGCCGGAACGCCCGGUUACCUCAGCCCGGAAGUCCUCAAGAAGGAACCGUACGGGAAACCGGUGGACAUCUGGGCGUGCGGUGUCAUCCUCUACAUCCUCCUCGUCGGUUAUCCGCCAUUUUGGGACGAGGAUCAGCAUCGGCUCUACGCGCAGAUCAAGGCUGGAUCGUACGACUAUCCCAGCCCAGAAUGGGACACCGUCACACCGGAGGCAAAGAACCUGAUCAAUCAGAUGCUGACGGUGAACCCGAGCAAAAGGAUCACCGCCAGCGAGGCACUGAAGCACCCAUGGAUCUGCCAACGCGAACGCGUCGCAUCCGUGGUCCACAGGCAAGAGACCGUGGAAUGUUUGAAGAAAUUCAACGCGAGGCGCAAAUUAAAGGUCGCCAUUCUGACGACCAUGUUGGCGACGAGGAACUUUUCCAGUAAGUAUGAUGCACAGGGUCGGAGCACGAAGAAGGGCGACGGCUCACAGGUGAAGGAAUCGACCGACAGCAGCACAACGAUCGAGGACGAUGACGUUAAAGAGGAUAAGAAGGGCGGCGUCGACCGGAGCAGCACGGUCAUUGCCAAAGAACCCGAAGGCCCCGCCUCCCAGGGCACACCUCCGAACAGCCCCGCAGCUAUCUCCGCGUUCGCCAGGGUAGUCGGGGCGGCGAGCCAGACGAGCAAGCAACCCCAGAACCAGAUUCAGGGGAACAACCCCCUUGGGAUAGCCGCGGUUCUCCUACAGGGAGCGCAAGCACGCCGUCAGGAGAUAAUCAAGAUGACCGAGCAGCUGAUCGAGAGCAUCAACACUGGCGACUUCGAGGCGUACACGAAAAUCUGUGAUCCGCAUCUGACCGCGUUCGAGCCGGAGGCUCUAGGUAAUUUAGUCGAGGGAAUGGAUUUCCACAAAUUUUACUUUGAUAAUGCAGUCCUGGGGAAGAACUGCAGGGCCGUGAACACGACGAUCUUGAAUCCUCACGUGCAUCUACUGGGCGAGGACGCCGCGUGCAUCGCGUACGUCAGGCUGACGCAGUACAUGGACAAGCAAGGCGUAGCGCACACUCAGCAAAGCGAGGAGAGCCGCGUGUGGCACAAGAGGGACAACAAAUGGCAGAACGUGCAUUUCCAUCGAAGUGCGGUCACGGGACCGUCACCAUUUUCCAACCAGAAGUAAAUCGGCGGGACCGCGUUAGAGUUUGGGGGGUUGGGGGUUAGGGGGGAAAGAAACGUAGCGAGAAGGGCCGAUGUGUCGGUGGAUGCUCGUGUCGCGUUCAGGGUUGCCACCCAAUCACAAUAUAAAACCCGGAGUGCCAUCAAUUAAAACAGUUAUG